Messenger RNA from Anneissia japonica, 521 nucleotides. Its product is annotated as dual serine/threonine and tyrosine protein kinase-like. Gene Ontology annotation, molecular function: ATP binding; protein kinase activity. The record is from RefSeq and is a predicted model, not a curated record. The transcript has 3 exons. NCBI's taxonomy places the organism in Eukaryota, Metazoa, Echinodermata, Crinoidea, Comatulida, Comatulidae. Gene Ontology annotation, biological process: protein phosphorylation. The annotation marks the transcript as partial.
CAUAAAAGAUACUUUUUCUUUCAAAUCAAUUCCUGAGCAUGACCGUGUAGUGGCCUUGCGUGGUUCAGUUAUCGAUCAUAAUUACGGUGGUGGAUAUUCCCCUGCAGUGCUCCUUCUAAUGGACCGCAUGCAACGCGAUUUACACGCUGCCAUUAAAGGGAACCUAGACUUCCCAAGCCGGCUCCAGGUGGCUUGUGAUGUCGUAGAAGGCUUACGUUACCUACACAGCCUAGGCUUAGUACAUAGAGAUGUCAAACUGAAGAACGUUUUGCUUGAUAAGCAUAAUCGUGGAAAGAUAACUGACCUUGGAUUUUGCAAGCCGGAAGCCAUGAUGAGUGGGAGCAUCGUGGGAACUCCCAUCCACAUGGCGCCUGAGCUUUUUUCAGGAAAGUACGACAACAGCGUUGAUGUAUACGCAUUUGGCAUCCUACUUUGGUACGUGUGUGCUGGACACGUCAAGCUGCCUAUUGCCUUUGAGCAGUGUCAUAACAAAGACCACCUGUGGAGUUCGGUAAAGAAAG